AUGGCGAAAGCUCCACUGCCGGCUGGCCCAUGCCGAUUUGGUGGUGCUCAGCGGCACAUGCAGAAUGUUCUCAGAGACUCUGUAGAGAGCUCUGAUGAUGAAUUCUUUGAUGCACGAGAGGAGAUGGUGGAAGGAAAAAAUGCUAUUCUCAUAGGCAUGAGCCAGUGGAACUCAAAUGACCUUGUUGAGCAGAUAGAAACAAUUGGGAAGCUUGAAGGAAAUCAAGGUGAAGAGUCUGCAUUUUGCUCAUCUGGCUUUCUACAGGAAAAACAAAGUGAAUUAUAUAGAACCUCUUUAAGAAAACAAAGGUUCCCUGCACAAGGCAGUAUUGAAAUACAUGAGGACAAUGAGGAAGGAGUUCAACACCAGAACUGCAAAACUCACGUGUUAAUUUUGAUCCUACAUGGGGGGAAUAUAUUAGACACAGGAAGUGGAGACCACAGCAGCAAGGUGGCAGACAUCAACACCUUCAACUCUGUGUUUGAGAAAGUGACCCGAGCCCAUUUCCCUGCCUCUUUGGGCCACAUCUUAUUGAGACUUGUUCCCUGCCCAGCAAUCUGUUCAGCAGCUUUCUCUCUUGUUUCCAGCCUAAAUCCCUACAGCUAUGAUGAGAGCUGUCUCAGCAGCAGUGAAGACCACAUCCCACUGGCUGCUUUGCCUUUGCUGGCUGUUUCGUCUCCUCAGUACCAAGAUGCAGUUGCCAUGGUGAUCAGUAGAGCAAAUCAAGUUUACAAUGAGUUUCUCAAAUCUACUGAUGGGGCUGGUUUUAAUGGACAGGUGUGUCUUAUAGGUGACUGCAUUGGAGGAAUUUUGGGCUUUGAUGCCAUCUGCUAUAAUUCUAAUACAGCUUACGAGAGUCGGAACACUAGCAGGAGAGGAAGCAUCAGCAGCAUCCAGGAUAAUCCACUCUUAGCAGAGGACUCCAGUCUGGGUGACAGCAAACACUUGAGCAAAAGCAAUAGUGACAUCUCGGGCAUCGUGGAGGAGGAGAAGCCAAGGCCACUGCUGCCUCGGAAGCAGAGUGACUCAUCCACCUACGAGUGUGAUACCAUAACCCAGCAUCAUGCAUUCCUGUCCAGCAUCCACUCAAGCGUGUUGAAAGACAGUGCAGACCUUCCUCCUGUGGAUUCCAGCCUCUCAGAAGUAAAUCUGGGCCGAUUUGAAUUUGAGGUGUCUGAUUUCUUCCUUUUUGGAUCACCACUUGGUUUGGUGCUGGCCAUGAGGAGCACUGUUCUGCCUGGUCUGGAUGUAUGCCAGGUCCGACCAGCCUGCAGCCAAGUGUACAGCUUCUUUCACUCUGCUGACCCCUCUGCCUGCAGACUUGAACCAUUACUGGAAAAGAGAUUCCAUCUUCUUCCUCCAUUCAGUGUCCCACGAUACCAGAGAUACCCACUAGGGGAUGGAAAAUCUCACCAGUUAGGUGAUGCUCUCCACAAUCACAGUGGUCUGUUCCUUGAGAAUAGCUCUUUGAACAUACCUUUCACUCAGGAGAGUCCUGAAUCUCCAAGUACAUCUGAUCAACCACAAGGGAAAACAAGGAAGUUGAGCUUGGGCAGCACAAACAGUGAAAACUCUGGGUCAACUGAAAGCUUGCCAUCAGCAUGCCUCACCAACAUUACUGCAAAGUGGUGGGGAACAAAACGAAUAGAUUAUGCCUUGUAUUGUCCAGAUGUGCUGACAGCCUUUCCAACAGUGGCCCUGCCACACCUCUUUCAUGCCAGCUACUGGGAAUCAACAGAUGUUGUGGCCUUCAUCUUAAGACAGGUGAUGAGGUAUGAAAAUGUAAAUUUCAAGGAAAAUGACAACCUGGAUCCAGAAACACUAAGUCUAUCCAAUCCACGAGAAAAAUGGCUACGCAAAAGGACACAUGUCAAAUUGAGGAAUGUGACUGCUAAUCACCGAGCUAACGAUGUCAUUGCAGCAGAAGAUGGUCCUCAGGUACUGGUUGGGCGCUUUAUGUAUGGACCUCUGGACAUGGUGGCUUUAACAGGUGAAAAGGUGGAUAUCUUCAUAAUGACUGAGCCAUCUUCGGGUAGGUGGGUGUAUUUUGACACAGAGAUAUCCAACAGCAGUGGACGAAUAUCCUACAAUAUACCUGAACAGAAGAGAUUGAGAGUUGGUGUGUAUCCCAUCAAAAUGGUGGUCAGAGGGGACCAGAGCAGUGCUGCAAGUUACCUCACUGUACUGCCCCGAGGAAUGGAAUGUGUUGUGUUCAGCAUUGAUGGUUCCUUUGCAGCAAGUGUUUCAAUUAUGGGAAGUGACCCCAAAGUCCGAGCAGGGGCUGUUGAUGUUGUCAGGCAUUGGCAGGACCUGGGAUAUCUGAUUAUCUAUAUCACUGGCCGUCCAGAUAUGCAAAAACAGCGUGUGGUUUCAUGGUUGUCCCAGCACAAUUUCCCACAAGGGAUGAUCUUCUUCUCAGAUGGACUUGUUCAUGACCCACUGCGACAAAAGACCAUUUUUCUCCGGAAUCUCAUGCAAGAGUGCCACAUCAAAAUCUGCGCCGCAUAUGGUUCCAUGAAGGAUAUUUCUGUGUACAGUGUUUUGGCUCUGUCGCCAUCCCAGAUCUACAUAGUUGGACGAUCCACAAAGAAAUACCAGGCACAAUGCCAAUUCCUCAGUGAAGGUUACGCAGCCCACUUGGCGUCACUGGAGUUCAGUCUGCAUUCACGACCCAAAAAGAACAAUUCUCGGAUGAUCUUGCGAAAAGGCAGCUUUGGCCUCCACUCACAACCUGAGUUUCUGCGCAAGAGAAACCACCUGCGCCGGACUAUGUCUGUACAGCAGCCCGACCCUCCUUCUUCCAACCCCAAGCCAGAGCGUGCUCAGAGCCAGCCUGAGUCAGACAAAGAUCAUGACAGGCAUCUGCCUUCUAUUGCUUGGGUUCGAGGUGGAGUUCACAAAUUUGAAUCUAUUCCCUAG
Messenger RNA from Cinclus cinclus, 2919 nucleotides. It is a transcript of the gene PITPNM3, whose product is annotated as PITPNM family member 3. Gene Ontology annotation, molecular function: phosphatidylcholine intramembrane carrier activity; phosphatidylcholine binding; phosphatidylinositol transfer activity. The record is from RefSeq and is a predicted model, not a curated record. Gene Ontology annotation, biological process: phospholipid transport. The coding region runs from base 1 to 2919 and encodes 972 amino acids. NCBI's taxonomy places the organism in Eukaryota, Metazoa, Chordata, Aves, Passeriformes, Cinclidae. Gene Ontology annotation, cellular component: cytoplasm. The transcript is spliced from 20 exons.